AUGCUGCGUUCAAAGCCAACCCGCACGCUGAAAAGAGGCCCCCGUGUUCGCAAGCAGCCUCCAGUGAUGGUGGAUCCCGAAGUUGAAAAUGUUCCGGAGAGCGAGAGUUGUCCCGGAGGCGGCCUCAUAAUUCGCUACAAAGACACUGAAGGACACCUAUACGAUGAAAUCUUCAGCCCCAACGACCCCAUAGCCUUGAGCAAAAAAUGGCUCCCCGUGGCGAUGAAGGAUUUGGACUACCCAGUAGUAUCCACUCCUCCCAAGCUCCGCGACCAACAUUUAUACCGCACCUUCCGAUUCAGCUCAUCUCUGUGGAUUAGGGUUUGGGAUCCCAAUAUUCCCAUUCCUGCGGGUGGAAUUCUUGAAUUAUUUGGCGCAGAUAUCGUCGAUAUCUACGGUCGCCCUCAGGCAGUGAAUACCCGCGUCAAGGUUAUUGUUGGUGUAAGGCUAUCUCUGUCGCUGGAGCGGCCGGGUGACAUCGUUGCGGCUUACAAUGAUAUCGGGGUACGAAUAGAUCGUUUCGACCUCCUCCCGUCGCGGUAUCCUUUAGCAGCGGAUUCAGAAUACAUAUUCAAGGAUGGACGACACGAAGUUACCUACACCUUUCACCACAACCUGCUCAACGAACCAGCGCCAGAGCGGCUCCCGCGCUGGACGCGACCAAACCUCGUCUUGAGUCGAUCCCGAUCAGUUGAUUCAGGGGUUCCCCUUUGA
Desarmillaria tabescens is the source of this 714-nucleotide messenger RNA. RefSeq lists its product as uncharacterized. The transcript has 4 exons. The record is from RefSeq and is a predicted model, not a curated record. Lineage: Eukaryota; Fungi; Basidiomycota; Agaricomycetes; Agaricales; Physalacriaceae. Bases 1 to 714 code for a protein of 237 amino acids.